GCGUCCGUGUGAAUUCAGUCAAUCCUGGAUUUUUCCCGACUCGGGUUCUACGACACUUUGGCGAUGACCUGGAAAAGGUUAAUAGCUCUAUUGUUGCGUUAGAAGCUGACAAAGCUGUACUUCGUGGAAGAGUCGGAACUGUUGGGGACUUUGCACAAGCAGCGCUGUUUUUAGCUUCUGACGCCGCUGGAUUCAUUACUGGUGAACUCCUCAAAGUCGAUGGCGGUCGGAGUCAUGGCGGACAAUUCGUACUUCAAGCAAGUGAAAAAGUAACACGCAUGAAAAAACGUAUUAUAACAAGUAUAGGAAUUAAAAAGGAAAUGAUCGUAAAAAAUAUGGAUGAACAAUGA
Messenger RNA from Candidula unifasciata, 350 nucleotides. The record is from the annotation of a GenBank genome assembly. Lineage: Eukaryota; Metazoa; Mollusca; Gastropoda; Stylommatophora; Geomitridae.